Molecule: messenger RNA, 393 nt
Organism: Hirundo rustica (Barn swallow)
Lineage: Eukaryota; Metazoa; Chordata; Aves; Passeriformes; Hirundinidae
Gene: LYG2
Product: lysozyme g2
Biological process (GO): defense response to Gram-positive bacterium
Cellular component (GO): extracellular region
Molecular function (GO): lysozyme activity
Source: RefSeq, a predicted model, not a curated record
AUGGAGAAAUACCGUACCAGGAUGGCAAAAGCUGGUAGCAGUGAAGGUCUUGCUCCAGCUGUGAUUAUUACUCCUAUUACCUUUCAAGAGCCACAUGCUGGGACAAUGCUGAAGGAUGGCCUGGGUGACCAAGGGAAUGUAUUUGGCCUAAUGCAGUACCAAAAGAUUGGCAUGCCACGGGACACCGAAGAGCACUUAGCACAAGACACAGAGAUUUUAUACAGGAUGAUAAUCCAGAAAAAAUCCCCAGCUUGGACAAAGGAUGGGAUCCCAGCCUAUAAUGCAGGAGUUAACACUGUCCAGAGCUAUGACAAAAUGGAUGUUGGCAAAACACACAACUAUGCCAAUGAUGGGGAUGCAAGAGCCAGGUUUUGUAAGAGAAAUGGAUACUGA